This is a messenger RNA of Stegostoma tigrinum, 8530 nucleotides long. Its product is annotated as zinc finger protein 16-like. Gene Ontology annotation, cellular component: nucleus. Gene Ontology annotation, biological process: regulation of transcription by RNA polymerase II. The record is from RefSeq and is a predicted model, not a curated record. Bases 648 to 2750 code for a protein of 700 amino acids. NCBI's taxonomy places the organism in Eukaryota, Metazoa, Chordata, Chondrichthyes, Orectolobiformes, Stegostomatidae. Gene Ontology annotation, molecular function: RNA polymerase II cis-regulatory region sequence-specific DNA binding; DNA-binding transcription activator activity, RNA polymerase II-specific. The transcript has 5 exons.
CCCUCCUCCGCUUGGUGUGCGGCCACGGGGCGGGACGCGGCCCCGACCGUUUUUUUUGCUGGCAAGAGGAGGAGCCACCGCGCAGGCGCCAACGGCGCGGGGGUGGGACAACAGCGCAUGCUUAGUUGAGGAAGAGUCGGGGCCGAAAAUGGACGUCGUCCGUCCUGACCAGGUCUGGCAUCUGAUCUGGCAUCUACCUGGGCACUGGAAAGGACAAAGAUACACCACGUCCACUUAUGCUCAAAAGUCCACCUCUCCCUGUUGGAUCAACCUGCAGUAAAAUGAGGACAUCAAAGGGAAGGGCACGCAGAAGGAAAUCUGAAACCAAAUGAUGUACCAACGUCUGACAGAACCACUUGAUUCAUUGGCUGCUGAUGUUCAAGUCCCAUGGAGCCCAGGAGAAAUGUUUGUUUCUGUCUGCUUGAGAAACUUUGAAUACUGGGGCAGUAGGAAGAACGUUGAGACAUAGACACCCGAAUGAGGGACAUUCAAUGCACUGACUGUGAAAAGUGGUUUCACCAUUUAGUCAUCUUGGUGGGGAGGGGUGGCAGGGAGAGACUGUGUACCUGUUCUGUUUGUGGAUAUCAUUUCAGCUAGGUCGGCAAACCCAGAGAAACACAGGGAAAACCCUCUUCCCCCACUCCACCAUGGAGAAACGGUGGAAAUGUGGGGACUGUGGGAAAGCGUUCCCUUCUCCAUCGGCACUGGAAACCCACCGACACAUUCACACAGGGGAGAGGCCCUUCAUCUGCCCCGUGUGCGGGAUGGGCUUCAAUCAGCCCUCCAUCCUGCUGGCCCACCAACGAAUUCACACUGGGGAGAGGCCGUUUGUCUGCCGUCUUUGUGGGAAAGCAUUCACUCAGUCGUCCCACCUGCUGACCCACCAGCGAGUUCACACCAGGGAGAGACCGUUCUCCUGCUUUCAGUGUGGGCAGAGAUUCAUUGAUUCGUCCCACCUCGUGAAACACCAGCGCAUUCAUACGGGGGAGAGGCCAUUCACCUGCUCCGUGUGCAGGAAGGGAUUCGUUGAUUCUUCCAGCCUACUGACCCACCAGCGAGUUCACACUGGGGAGAGGCCGUUCACCUGCUCAGUGUGUGGGAAAGGAUUCAUCGAUUCUUCCACCCUGCUGAAACACCAACUAGUUCACGCCACGGAGAGGCCAUUCACCUGCUCUCAGUGCGGGACGAGCUUCAGUCGGCUGUGCAACCUGCAGACACACCAGCGGGUUCAUACGGGGGAGAGGCCAUUCACCUGCUCCGUGUGCAGGAAGGGAUUCACUCAGUUAGCUGCUCUGCUGAACCACAAACGGGUUCACACAGGGGAGAGGCCGUUCACAUGUUCUGUGUGCGCGAAGGGGUUCAUUCAGUCCUCCAGCCUGUUGUCACACCGGCGGGUUCACACAGGGGACAGGCCGUUUAGCUGCUCCGAGUGUGGGAAAACGUUCACUCUGUCAUCCACUCUGCUUUCGCACCAACGUAUCCACACCGGAGAGAGGCCUUUCACCUGCUCCGAAUGUGGGAAGGGAUUCACCCAGUCAACCAGCUUGACGAAACACCGACGGGUUCACACUGGGGAGAGGCCCUUUGUCUGCUCUGAGUGUGGAAAAGGAUUCACCGAAUCAUGCAACCUGCUGAGACACCAGCAGGUUCACACCGGGGAGAGGCCGUUCAUCUGCUCAGAGUGUGGGAAAGGAUUCACUCAGUCGUCCCACCUGCUGACCCACCACCGCGUUCACACUCGGGAGAGGCCGUUCAUCUGCUCGGAGUGCGGGAAGGGAUUUACUCAGUUGUCCAGCCUGCUCCGACACCAGAUGGCUCACACCGGAGAGAGGCCCUUCAGCUGCUCCGUGUGUGGGAAGGGAUUUACCCGGUCGACCAACCUGCUUUCUCAUCAGCGGGUUCACACCGGAGAGAGGCCGUUCAGCUGCUCGGUUUGUGGGAAAGGAUUCACUCGGUUAUCCAUCCUGCUGACCCACCAGCGAUUUCACACCGGGGAGAGGCCGUUCACCUGCUCCGAGUGCGGGAAAGAAUUCGCUCAGUCGUCCCACCUGCUGUCGCACCAGCGGCUUCACAAUGGCGAGAGGCCGUUCAGCUGCUCUGAGUGUGGGAAGGCCUUCAGUGACUCGUCCAGCCUGCUGAAACACCAGCGCGUUCACACCGGGGAGAGGCCAUUCACCUGCUCUACGUGCGGGAAAGGGUUCACACAGUCCUCUAACCUGUUCUCGCACCAGCGGGUCCACACCGGGGAGAGGCCAUUCACCUGCUCGGUGUGCGGGAAGAGUUUCACGCAGUCGUCCAACCUGCUGACCCACCAGCGGGUCCACACCGGGGAGAGGCCGUUCACCUGCUCUGUGUGCGGGAAGGGGUUCCCUCACUCGUCCACCCUGCUGAGGCACCAGCAGGUUCACACCGGGGAAGGGGCAUUCACUUGUCUCGUGUGCGGUAAGGGAUUCCCUCAUUCAUCUGGCCUUCAGAUACACCAGCGGGUCCACACCGGGGAGAGGCCGUUCACCUGCUCCGAGUGUGGGAAGGGCUUCAGUGACUCGUCCAACCUGCUGUCACACCAGCGACUUCACACCGGGGAGAGGUCAUUCAUCUGCUCGGUGUGCGGGAAGGGCUUCACUCGGUUGACCAAUCUGAGGACGCACCACCGGGUUCACACCGGGGAGAAGCCGUUCACCUGCUCUGUGUGCGGGAAGGGCUUCGCCCAGUCGCAACAUUUGCUGAGACACCAGCGGGGACACAAGUGAUCAGCGGGGACGGCUUCAGCUAUUCUGCCACUCUGAAUCGCAUCUAAGACUGAGCCACCACGUUUGUUCUGGCAGUAGGUGAAGUGGAAGGGGUCAGGAGGGUUUAGUAUGUGUUUUUUUUUCCUCUUCGCCCUGCUGGACUGGCUGCUCUGGCCCACUUCGCUUCCAGUGAGGCUAAUGCCUUUUGAGCCCCGGGACUGCACAUUUUCCACUGAAAUGAUCCUCCGAAGCUGAGGAAGUGCAUUUAUUUAACCCUGGAUGGUAAAUAGUGUUUGUAUUACCAUUACAGAUGGACCUUUCCAUAUUGUAGACCUAAAGCACAGGAGGUUCAGUUAUAGCUUAUCAUCAACCCACCCUCGAUCUUUUCAUUUCGAAUCCCCUCGCUCUAUGAACGAUGUUGUGAAGCUUGAAAGGGUGCAGAGAAGGUUUACGAGGGUAUCACCAGGGCUGCAGGAUUUGAGCUACAUGGAGAGGCUGAAGAGGCUGGGGCUAUUUUCCCUGGAGCAUCAGAGGCUGAGGGGUGACCUUACAGAGAUUUAUAAAAUCAUGAGGGGCGUGAAUAGGGUGAGUAGCCGUGGGAAAACCAGAAGAUGUUGUAAAUCAGGAACAAGUUGCUGGAAAAGCUCAGCAGGUCUGGCAGCAUCAGUGAAGAAAAAAAAAAAUCAGAGUUAAUGAUUCAGACCCGUGACACUCCUGGGGAAGGAAGGCGCGCUCUGUCUCUCUCUCUCUCUCUCUCUGUAGAGCCAACCAGUCAGUUGCUAUUAUUUACUGGAGAAGUGUCCUGACCCGAAACUCCUCUGAUGCUGCCUGGCCUCCUGUGUUCAUCCAGCUCCCACACUGCGUUGUUUCUGACUCCAGCAUCUGCAGUUCUUACUAUCUCUGAGUUGCUAUUCCUGUUGCCCACCCAAAUUUCCAGUGAAUUCUUCUCUGCUUCCACACCAUUAUCGACAGUGAGUUCCAGUUUACUGCCACUGGCUGGCUAAAAAUGUUCUUCCUUGAAUCUAUCCCUCUGUCUCUCCUGCUCAAAACUUUAACCAUCAAUUCUUUGCCCCUCCUUCGACGUCCUAUACUCCAAGGCUAAUUUCUGUCUUUAGGUCCAGGCUUUGCACAUGAACACCCACCCAUCUUGUCCACGCUCCCUGUGAAUCUGCUCCCUCUUUAGAACUGUCUCAUUAAGUGUUUUCGCUGCCUCCCCCUGUCACCUCGCACUUAGAAUCCCUACAAUGUGGAAGCAGGCCGUUCGGCCCAUCAAGCCCCCACCAACUCACCAUCUCGCCCAGCCCUAUCCCUUUAACCCUGCGUUUCCCAUGGCUCGCCCACCUCACCAUGAAUGUUACAGGGCAAUCCACCUCACUUGCAGAGCGCUUGGAGGAAAUUCUAUGCAGACUCCAGGUGAAUGUGCAAACUCCAUGCGGACAGUCGCCUGAGGUUGGAAUCGAACCUGGCACUGUGAGGCAGCUGUGCUAGGCAUCCCGUGUGAUACUUCUAGGCAUUGAAUUCCUUUUGUCAUGUUGGGGAAUGCUACGAGGCAUUUAAUUGUUAACUAAAUGCACAGAGGAGACACAGGGAUGCAUUCAUCUCACCAUCACCCUGCUGUCAUGUGUGAAGAGUCAUAAUUUGUAGAUUUUAAUACAAUAAUAUCUAGUUUGGCUUUGGAAUUUUUGUAAAUAUAGAUAGACAGACAAUACUUGUUUGAGACAUUGGAAACCAAACUCCAAGUAAGUGCAGUUGAAACAAAUCUGGAUAAUUACCUUUAAAAGUCAGAGUUGAUAUUUGAAGGAUAGUGAGAUAGUGAAGGAGACACCUGAGCUUAAAAAGAAACGGAUGGGGCCCUAUGCUUGAACUGAUGAGCCUAAAAUUUUGACAUCACAAAGGAAAUGUGAGGGUCAUUUAGCCAAAGCUAAUGGGAAGAUCUCCUUAAAAACAUGAGGGAUACCGAGAAGGAUUCAGUUGAAUUCUGGAGAGCUGUGGCAUGCUUAUGACUUGGUCCCAGGUAGUAAAUGAGCCUCCAAUCUUCAAUUAAAGUUGGUGGGAACUCGUAAGAAAACAAGAGUUUUCAUGUAGGCCUGUACAUGUUAUUUGUGUUACGGUUGUGGUGGUGAUAUAGUUUAACUUUUCGAUUGUGGUCAAGUUUUGUUCUGUCUAAAAAUGUGACAAUGUAUGAAGCAGAUUCCUCAGUCGAUCGCUGGGUGCUCAACUUUCUAUUUGAAUUCAAACGGUUUGGGAAAGGUUUGUUACCAACUCAGGGGCAGAGUGGUGCUGAGAUCUUGGCACGGUUUGAAGCGACAGGAUUUGAUAGUGGAUUUCCCUUUUUCGAUGAUUCAGACUUGCUGGAGAGGGAAGUUCUGCCCCUGUGGGCUUUGCGACAAUGUCAAGUUGAAAGGCUAAGAGGACACUGUGUAAAAUAACAGCUUCGACAGCCCAAGUCCAGGAUGUAAGUAGUUUAGUUCUGUGCAUGAUGGGAGCAGCUCAAAGGCUCUCCUUGGAGUUAAAAUUAAAUGCUAAAAUUCUGUACACAAAACAACAGUUAUUCACCCUGUCCUGCUUGGACAACCUACCUAUCACUGACUUUGGUACGUACCACAUCUUCUACCUUCUAAUUCAAUGUCUAAACCUGGUUGUUCAGGAGACCAAACAACUUUUAAAAUACAACCUUACUACCGUUAAGUGCGAUAGACUCAUUUGGAGCCCCCUGAAAGCAGUUGAAGGUUAACCCAGUCUCGGAAUUGUAUUGCAUUAUCACUUAAAUGCCUAACUUUCCACUUAACUCUCACUGAAUGACAUGUCGUGUCCUGGUUGGUCAAAAGGUGCAAUUCUGACCCCUGACCUCUGCAAUUUGACCUGAAGGUGGCCCCAGUCCUCUCUUGAAGGUUUAUUGACCAUUACCCAAGAGGGUUUUCAAUUACAAGCUGAAACAAUGUGGGGAUUCCCACCAACUUUGGGAGUCUUGUGUGCUUUACUGCAAAUUAAUCACAGACUCAGUCCGCUUUUCCUUCAUUACCGGUCAGUUUACCAAAGGGUAAAAAAUCAUUCUUUGAAUCUUCCGUUUCCUGCUGUCUGAUAUGUCUACUACAUCUGCGCACUAUCUUCCAGUAAUUGUCCACACUCUGGGAUAUUCUGAUUUCAUUGUUGCUGCCCCUUGCAAUAUCAAGCUGUUCUCUUUUAUUUCAAAGUCAGUAGAAUUGGCAGAUGGGUUGGAGUUGGAUUCGAAAGCUGGAACGAAUAAAUCAAAUAGUGGACGGAAUAGCACAGCAUUUGGGAUUAGAGGAAGGCCAUCUGGAAGUGGAAAGCAGCUUGAGUUGGCUAGGAUUCAGUUGCAAAUGAAAUACUUUUCGAAUGUAUUAGUCGGGACAUCAUUUUGAGGUUGUACACGACAUUGUUGAAGCCCCUUCUGUGAGUACUAUCUAGUUCUGGUUGCUCAGUUGCAGGAAGGAUAUUAUUAAACUAGAGAGGGUUCAGAGGAGAUUAACCAGGAUGUUGCCAGGUAUGGCAGGUUUGAGUUAUAAAGUCUGGAUGAGCUGGGACAUUUUUACACUGGAGCGUAGCAGGUUGAGAGGUGAUAAUAUCGAGGUUUAUAAAAUCAUGAGGGGUAUAAUUAGGGUUAAUGGUGUCUUUUCCCUCAGAUGGGAUUUCAAGACUACGGGGUAAUUUUUUAAGGAGAGGGGAGAGAUUUUUUAAAAAAACCACGCGAGUGGAAAUUUGUUUUAAGCGGAGGAUGAUUUUUGUGUGGAAUGAACUUCCUGAAGAAGUGGUGGAUCCAGGUACAGUCACAGUGUUUAAAAUAUAUUUAGAUAGAUACAUGAAUGGGAAAGGUUUGGAGGGAUAUGGGCCUGGAGCAGGCAGGUGGGACUAGUUUAGUUUGGGAUUAUGGUUGGCAGUGACUGGUUGGACUCCAGGACACACUAACUUGCAGUCACGUUCCACAGGAAAGGAGAAAGAGAAGGAGAAAGCAGAAAAAAAUGGGAAUUCAGAUUUGAAAGGGCUGGUAAAAGAGAAAUGAGAAAACCAAUACUUGAACGUUAGAGAGCGAAGUUAACAAGAAACGAACUAAAUCAGGAAAGAGAGUGAGUUUCAAGAUAGAAGGAUAUCAAAAAGCAGGGAACCAGCUAAAAAAGAACUUAAGUUAUGCCAGAGGAAAUAAUUCAGUCAGCAAAUAGAAUUACAUUCCCAGUUUUGAUUGGACAAGGAACUUUUGGCUGGUGCCCAAAUCCACUGAGGACAGAAUUCAGAGAUGUUUUGAUUUGUUUGAGAAAGUCGAUACAAAACUAGGCUAGCACGAAAUCAUAUCGACCCUUAUUUUGCAAAGUGUGUUUUGUUUUAACACCAGUGAAUAUUACGUCAUCACGGAGACUUUAGGAAGGUAUUCUGGUUUCAGGUUAUCAGUGUGUUUGCUGAGAAAAUGGUUUUGGUUGCGAUUUAUGGUGUCUGCAGCUCACAAAGACAAGUUAACCGAAAUAUGACUGUUAGACCUGCGCUAUUAGCACAGUCAGUACAACACAAACAUCAUUAGCGACCAUGCAGAAGUUGAGAGAAACCCAACAUCAGUUUGAAUCUUAUGAGGGACAAGCAUCAUGAUUUGCCAGCUUUGAAGCGAAUGAAAGAUACUACAAUAGGGUGUAGCAUGCCUUCUUGCAAAAGAGAGCAGCUAGCAGCUUAGCUUGAACUCGUUACAAUGUGUAUCAGUAGGGAAGAGACGGUAAACGGAGAUUUCACCUUUUGAGAAUAGCUGGAGCUGAGAAAAUUUCUGCCUGGGGACUUAGAACCCCUUUAUCAGAGAAACCUUAGAUGUAGUAAGAAUUAAACCAAAAGACAUAAUGUUAUUUCUAAAUAUAUAUAUUAAUAUAAUAGUGAUUGGUUUGUGUAAUUUUUUGUGUAUAUAUACAAUUAUGACUGACACAAGAGGAAUUUACUGAUUGUUUUUCUCUCGCCCCACUGCUUCCUGGAUCACAACAUAAACUUAAUAGUUUCACUGAGUUCCUAAUUUGGCCCGUCUGGUGGCCCUAGGGCAAUCAAACAUCAAUCAGUCUGCUUUAAUUAAUCAAUACAGUGUCAUAAAAUAAAAGUUGUCACUUCAGCAUUCUGAAAUGCCUAAAACACCAAUCAUUUACUUAACUCGAGGCACACGCACGCAUACACACUAGAUGAAGGAAAUCAAAAAUUGAUAUUUACGUUUGGAGGGAUAAAUUACCUAUGGCCACUAAUGGUGAGAACUUGAAGGUCUCGUGAAAGGGUAAAAUGUGGAUGGUUCAGUUCAUUGUUGAUCUGCUAUUCUGGCUGUCAUAGGCUGGUCAUAAGACAUGCUGUUGUGUCUGGGGUCUGGUGCGCACAGCUUGUCCAGGAAACAAUGCAUUGAGAGUCUUCUGUUUGUUGUUCAAGAGAAAAUGAGACAUAUCAUGCUGGAUUCACGACAAAGGCGCUUCAGAAACACAAGAGCCGAGCAGCCUUUUCCCCUCAACUGAAAAAUGAAACUUCCAUCUCUCUGCAAAAACACUGCUGAAAUGGAAAGGCCACAAAUCUAAGAGCAGUGAUCUUUUGGAAACAAAUUGUGCAAUGAGCUGAAACAUGUCAUGCCUCGUUUUAAAAAAAACACAUCCAAUGUGUAUUCAUUUCUCUUUUCAAAAAAAAAUUCCACAUGUCUGCGCUGAACUUAAGAUAGAUGAAUUUCAUCACAAUCAUUAAAAAGUCAGGUUCUCAAAAGAUGUCAAAUGUGAAGACUUCAUGAUAACACAAUAAAGCUUGUUUUGCUUUUAAAAACAGAAGGCUUGUUUUUAUGGAUCGAG